AUGACCGCCCUCUUCAACUUCCAGUCCUUGCUCCAAGUCAUCCUCCUCCUGAUAUGCACGAGCACAUACGUGCAUCACUUUGCCCCGGGCAUCAUGGACCGAAACAAGAACGGGGUUAUGGGCAUCUUCUGGAAAUGCGCCAGGAUAGGCGAACGGCUGAGCCCGUAUAUCAGCAUCUGCUGCGUCCUCAUGGCGGUCUCCCUGUUAAUCUAG
This is a messenger RNA of Purpureocillium takamizusanense, 213 nucleotides long. RefSeq lists its product as uncharacterized. The record is from RefSeq and is a predicted model, not a curated record. Lineage: Eukaryota; Fungi; Ascomycota; Sordariomycetes; Hypocreales; Ophiocordycipitaceae. The transcript has 4 exons. Gene Ontology annotation, biological process: intracellular transport; protein secretion. Bases 1 to 213 code for a protein of 70 amino acids.